AUGCAACCGCGGCUAUCACUGCUACGACACAGACCGACAGACACCGACCAGAGGAGCACAGCGUGCUUGCGACCCGUAAACAGCGACAACAUCCACUGCUCUCUCUCUGGAAAUCUCUCUCAAGCUCUCUCUCAAGCUCUCUCUCUCUCUCUCUCAAACUCUCUCUCUCUCUCUCUCUUCUUCUCUCUCUUCUCUCUCUUCUCUCUCCUCUCUCUCUCAAACUCUCUCUUGAAGUCUCUCUCAAACUCUCUCUCUCUCUCAAACUCUCUCUCUCAAACUCUCAAACUCUCUCUCUCUCUCUCUCAAACUCUCUCUCUCUCUCUCUCUCUUCUCGCUCUCUCUGUUAAUCCCAUCAUCUCACUGCUGCAGCGCGUGACAGCAGAUACCAAGCCUGUCGAGAUCUUGAUUCCUUGGAAGCAGCCGCAACGUUUGAUUGAAGUCGGCUGGUGGCCCGCACCUGGAAUGCGAUGCCUCGAGUGCCAUUCGCAACGCAGGGGCUAUCUCUGUACCCUACGGGCGCACGCUGAUAAGAGCCAGGCGCGCACCCUCCACCAUUUUGAUCUCCCUGAGCGCCUGCUAGAGAACGACACAAUCAUCCUCCGCCUCUUUGCCACCUCGGAUAUGCUGGAGUUGCGCGCCGGGGAAGUGGAGCUGUACACAAAACCUGACCCUACCACCACGGCUCCAUCAUCUGCGGGCUUUGGAGCCAUGGGUCUGGGUGCCUUGACUGGAGCUCUUGGCUUGGGAGGAAGCAGUCUUGACAUGGAUCGUGUCUCGGCCCUCAUGCCUGGGCCAAUUGCCUCACCCCAAGCCGCUGACCUAUUCGCUGCUAUGCAACGCCAGCACGCCGCUGGGCAUGCCGCCGCUGCUGCCGCCGCUGCCCCCAACCCCUCCACAAGCGUUCCCAUGGCCAUGCAGGCCAUGCUGCUCAUGUCGGGUAUGGCCGGAUCCCAUCAAACCAAGAAUACCUCGUCAUCUCCCUCAGCCCACCCACCUCCAGCGGACCAACCUCAACCCCCGCCGCCAUCGCUUUCAUCAGCACCCGAAUCGGCAUUGGCAGCCCCGCCAGCACCAGCACCAGCACCAGCAACAGCAACAGCAACAGCACCACCCGCGUGUCAAUGUGGAGAGGUCGUGGCGUCCCAGCUCAAGGUACGCGUGAAUCGAGGCGUGUGUUGA
Molecule: messenger RNA, 1179 nt
Organism: Monosiga brevicollis MX1
Lineage: Eukaryota; Choanoflagellata; Craspedida; Salpingoecidae
Exons: 3
Coding region: 1-1179 (392 amino acids)
Source: RefSeq, a predicted model, not a curated record